Messenger RNA from Staurois parvus, 318 nucleotides. The record is from the annotation of a GenBank genome assembly. NCBI's taxonomy places the organism in Eukaryota, Metazoa, Chordata, Amphibia, Anura, Ranidae.
AUGAUGAUCAAAUCGUAUGAUCGUUUUUCCAAAAAGAAUAUGCGCAUGAGCCGUGACCUGGAAGGAACAAAAGUUUCGCCUGUUAUAUGGGCUGAACUUUAUGACCAGGUUGGCCAAUUUUCUAAAUCACUGAUGGCACCAUCAGAUUACCGAGCGAACAAUGUUUCCGAUUUUCGGACAAAAAAUCUUUGGAAUUCGACCCAUGUAUGGCCUGCAUUAGUCUUAAGUUAUUACUAAAACCAGUAAAUAAUUGAAUGCAGAGGCAAUGAUUUAUUGCCUUAAAGUGAUUCUAAAGGUUGAAAAAAAAAAAAAAAAAAA